This is a messenger RNA of Plasmopara halstedii, 1224 nucleotides long. RefSeq lists its product as uncharacterized. The transcript is spliced from 2 exons. The record is from RefSeq and is a predicted model, not a curated record. NCBI's taxonomy places the organism in Eukaryota, Oomycota, Peronosporomycetes, Peronosporales, Peronosporaceae. Bases 1 to 1224 code for a protein of 407 amino acids.
AUGACCAGGGUGGUAGAAGCGCACGAUGCCGAGCAGGACGAGCGAUAUUCGGAAGACCGCGAGGGGUAUUUGAACGAUGACGAGCGGUACUCGGAUGAUGGCGAACGGUAUUCGGACGAUAAUGAGCGAUAUUCAGAUAAUGACGACUUUGUGAAGGAACUAGAAGAGCAGCUUAGUGAAGCCAAGAUGACAAUCAUUGCGCUGACCGAACAGCUGAGAAUGAUCAAGAAGAGUGGACAAAAGGUGGAGUGGGAGCUUAUGGAGGCUCGUGUUAGAACACCUGAACUCAUGGUUGAGCUCGCAGUCUCGCAAGAACGGCUCAAAGCUGCUGAGGAAAGCAAAUCUCGACUUGAGAAGCAAUUAGCCGAGGCACAAAUUAGAAUAGCCGAUGACAUACCGCGGCUUGAGCGAGAGCUUGCCAUUGCGUUAGAGCAACUCAAGGCAUCUCAUGACAAACUUGAGGCUGAAAAGCAAAAACACUCGCUUCAACUCGAGAAUAUUGAACUACAUCUUAAAUCGAUGGAGGAAAGAUUUGAACUCCAACAGCGCGUAGAAGGUGUAUCCAAGCAAUCAUACAAGCGAGAAACCGAAAAUUGGUUAGCACCUUCUAGCCAACUGUUCUUGGCUCCUGUAAUGAUCAUACCGGACACUCUUAAUGAACUUACCUGUGUCACUUUUGUUACUGGAUCAUCAAAAGAAGUUAUUGAUGAAAGGGUUCGAAAAUUAAGAGGUCAAAUAGUUCCUGGUGCAAGAGCAAUACCCGUCGAAUCUGAGGAAGAAGCAGACAGUAUUAAGCAAUCCAUUGUGGAUCGGGGAAAUGCACUCACAAAGCGCAAGUGCUUCAGUAAUCCGAAAUUGUGUGUUGAUGUCGAAUUUCAUAACGAGCCCAACAAACUUUGUACGCGGCAUAGUGGGGAUGAAGUAACUACGCGCGAAGAAUUCUUGCAACUGUUUAAGGCCCCAUUUGCCUCUUUUGGUGAAACUGUUGAUCAUAAUCCACAACCGAUCGGAACGCAUAUGGAUAAUAGUGUCGGAAAGGAAGUGUCGCCUCUGAAAAUGACUGUUUUGAAUAAAAAAGCUGUCAAAAAGCUGACACCCCCGGCAAGUCCGACGUCGGAAGAUGAUAGUGCUGAUGAAGUAAGACAAGAAAUAGGAAGGCGUCUGCCUAUAAAAGGAUCAAACGGUAGGAUCUCUAGACACUUUGGAUAUACUUUGUCCCGCUGA